AUGUCAGCCAUAUCAUUGUUAUUAUUUCGUCGCACUGUUCAAUUUCAACCAAUACGUCAGAUUCAUUUGACGAAAUGCAUGUGUCAAGAACGUUAUUUUACUAAAAAACAUGAAUGGAUACAAUUGCUUGAUGCGAACAAAAAGUCCAUCGAAGUUCGCGUCGGAAUCAGUGAUCAUGCUCAACGUGCUCUAGGUGAUGUUGUUUACUGUGAAUUGCCAUCAGUUGGUGCGAAAUUCAAACGUGAUGACACAUUUGCUACGUUAGAAUCAGUUAAAGCUGUUUCUGAUUGUUAUAUGCCAAUCGAUGGUGAAAUAUCGGAUGUGAACGAGAAAUUGAAGAGUGAAGCUGAUUUGAUUAAUAAGAGUCCAUAUGAAAAUGGUUGGCUGAUUCAGGCAUUUAUUAAUGAUAAAGAAAAGAAGAAUAUCUCAUCGACGCUGAUGACCGAAAAGCAGUAUAAACAGUUUUUAGAAACAAAUAAAGAAGCUGGUGAUCAUUGA
Adineta ricciae is the source of this 498-nucleotide messenger RNA. The record is from the annotation of a GenBank genome assembly. Lineage: Eukaryota; Metazoa; Rotifera; Eurotatoria; Adinetida; Adinetidae.